CUCUUGUGCACCGUGAAGAAGGGCGUCGAUUAGGUUGUCCUUGUUGAUGACAUCGCAGCGAGAGCAUGGACGAAAUGCCGAGUGCACACGGUUCCACGAUGCACGGUUGUCAUGGACGACGCCGCAGCUACCACAUAAAAAUGGGUCGAGCUCCAGCUCGCCGGACUUGGCCUCCGGCGCGACCUCCUCUGCUGCUGAGUCCGGCACGAGCUCGAAGGAGUCCAGCGUGAGCUCGAAGGAGUCCAGCGCGACCUGCUCUGCUGCUGAGUCCAGCGCGAGCUCGAAGGAGUCCAGCACGAGCUCGAAGGAGUCCAGCGCGGAUUCAGAGUCGGAGUCCAUGGCGAGGCGCGAGCAAGGAAAGCGAAUGCGAGACGCGAGCAAGGCGAAGCGAAUGCGAGACGCGAGCAGAGUCGUGCGGUGUUUGCAUGUCAGGCGCGCGGUGCUUGCAUGUUUGGCGUGGGCGUUAAUACAUCACGUUGGUUUCCUUGCAUCGUGCGGUGUUUGCAUGCGAGACAGAGUAAUAAUGCAUGGCGUGCGGUGUUAA
Messenger RNA from Zea mays, 544 nucleotides. RefSeq lists its product as uncharacterized. The coding region runs from base 47 to 544 and encodes 165 amino acids. Lineage: Eukaryota; Viridiplantae; Streptophyta; Magnoliopsida; Poales; Poaceae. The transcript has a single exon. The record is from RefSeq and is a predicted model, not a curated record.